This is a messenger RNA of Ruditapes philippinarum (Manila clam), 922 nucleotides long. Its product is annotated as small integral membrane protein 29-like. NCBI's taxonomy places the organism in Eukaryota, Metazoa, Mollusca, Bivalvia, Venerida, Veneridae. The record is from RefSeq and is a predicted model, not a curated record. The transcript has 4 exons. Bases 117 to 455 code for a protein of 112 amino acids.
UCUGUAGCAGGAAAUUCUCUAUUUAGCCAAUCAGAACUUCGCGUUUGACAUAUAGGCAACAGCUUGCAGAAGAUAAGGUUUUAUAAUUGCUAUAUAGUUGAUAUCUGUUUGACAAUAUGGGUUCAAUAACUAAUGAAACUGCUAUAAUAACAACAGGGAGUUCUGUGGAAGUUGUGUCAACUGGACAAAUAGUUAAAGAAGAAAGUCACACUCUAGCCUAUAUUGUUGUGCCUCUCAGUGCUCUAGCAGUUGUUGUCAUUAUCGCAUUUGUAGUAAUGUUAAUUGUCAGAAAAAAUAGAAUUGACAGAUUACGACAUCAUCUUAUGCCAUUGUAUAAUUUUGAUCCACAAGAAGAAGACUGGGAAUCUGAAUUACUUGAUGAUAGAGGCAGAAAAAUGUACAACAAAGAAGGGAGCACAAGUUCAAUGUCACCACAGUUACAGUUUAAUACCUAGCAGGAAAAGAAUCUCAGAUGAGAAGUUGUUAUAUUCCCUCAAUCAAUGAUAUUAUAAAGAUUACAAUAUCUGGACUAGAGCCACAUAUGAUCACCGCUGUUUUGUUCAUCAUACAAUGUCUUUAUACUUGUACAUCAGAUAUUAUUAUAUGGGUUUCAAAAAUGGUCUUAAAAGGAAUGCUAAUAACACAUUGUACUUUAUUAUCUAAAAUUUUCAAUAUUUUGCAUUGCUCCAAAAACAAUUUUCAUGAUAAAUAUUUUAAAUACGAAUUUUGACACAUCAUUGUAAAUAUCACAAAUCAUGACUGGAACAGUAACACAUAUUCAGCAAAAUAAACUUAAAAGUACCACCGUUUCACAAUUUAUAGAUAAUACUUUCUUGUUAGUUUUGUAUUUUGAUCACCAUAAUAUUACAAUCAGCGCAUAUAUUCCUGCAAGUACAAGUACAUGUUUCUUAUCAAAUCAUGU